GAUCCCUUUGUGUGGCAUUCCACAUCCACAGGGGCCUUGUGAGGAAGUCCAUGAACUCUCUCCUGAUGGGAGAACUCUCUCCGGAGCAGCCCAGCUUUGAGCCCACCAAGAACAAAUUGCUGACCAACGAGCUCCGUGAGCUGUGGGCCACCGUGGAGCAGAUGCGACUCGUGAAGGCCAACCACGUCUUCUUCCUGCUAGACCUGCUGCCUAUCCUGCUGCUGGAUGUGGCUGCUGGGCUCACCCUUUGGGUCUUUGGGACAUCCUUCGUGCCGUUCGUCCUCUGCGCGGUGUUGCUCAGCACAGUUCAGGCCCAGGCUGGCUGGCUGCAGCACGACUUUGGGCACCUGUCAGUCUUCAGCACCUCAAGGUGGAACCACAUGCUCCACCACUUUGUGAUUGGCCACCUCAAGGGGGCACCAGCCAGUUGGUGGAACCACAUGCACUUCCAACACCACGCCAAGCCCAACUGCUUCCGCAAAGACCCAGACAUCAACAUGCAUCCCUUCUUCUUUGCCCUGGGGAAGAUCCUCUCCGUGGAGCUCGGGAAACAGAAGAAAAAGUACAUGCCAUACAACCACCAGCACAAAUACUUCUUCCUGAUCGGGCCUCCAGCCUUGCUGCCUCUCUACUUCCAGUGGUAUAUUUUCUAUUUUGUUAUCCAGCGGAAGAAGUGGGUGGACCUGGCCUGGAUGAUCACCUUCUAUAUCCGCAUCUUCCUCACUUACAUGCCACUGCUGGGGCUAAAAGGCUUCCUGGGCCUGUUCCUCAUGGUCAGGUUCCUGGAGAGCAACUGGUUUGUGUGGGUGACACAGAUGAACCACAUACCCAUGCACAUUGAUCACGACCGGAACAUGGACUGGGUCUCCACCCAGCUUCAGGCCACAUGCAACGUCCACAAAUCUGCCUUCAAUGACUGGUUCAGUGGACACCUCAACUUCCAGAUUGAGCACCAUCUCUUCCCCACGAUGCCCCGACACAAUUACCACAAAGUGGCCCCCCUGGUGCGGUCCCUGUGUGCCAAGCAUGGCAUAGAGUACCAGUCCAAGCCCCUGUUCUCAGCCUUUGCCGAUAUCGUCCACUCACUGAAGGAGUCGGGGCAGCUCUGGCUAGAUGCCUAUCUUCACCAGUAACAACCCCCGCCCUGUGUGGAAGAGGAAGAGGACUCGAGUCAAAGCAGAGGGACCCUGGAGGGACAAAACCACUGUGAUUCUCAUACUCAGAGCGGGGUGGGUUUGGAAACAUGAAGGCACUGGCUCAAGCCCCUCCCUUUUACCUUCCAGGCUCAAAUCUAAUCUAAGACCCAGAAAGGUAUGAGGGCCACACACAUUCUCUGGAAGGAAGGAAGGAGCCAUCAGGGCAGGGAUGGAGACGCUUCUGUUGUUUAUUUUUUCUAGACUGGCAGAUGCAGGCAGUUCUGAGUAGAGGGAACCAGUAGGGUACUGGAGAAGGGGGCACCCACUGAGCUCAGAAUAGGGAAGAGAGUUGGCACCAGCGUUCUACUCACCUGAAGGGCGGGCCGCUCAGUGCCUUCUUGGUCUUCACACGCCAACCUCAGAGGGGUAAGAAAGCUGAGCCUUUUGAGCCAGUUCAGAAAGCAGGCAUGAACGCUUAGAAGUCUGAGGCCCGGCAUGAUUCAAUGCCCAGGAACUCGGCUCACUGCCCAAGACGAGGUGUAACUGGUGUCUGUCUCAGGCUGCUGGGAGAAGCAAGAGCCAGAACUAGGGUGUUGGAGACAUUUGGCCCCACGGGAUCCUGGCAACACUGAUUUCCAUCUCUUCCGUCUAGGGUUUAGAGAGAACAUUAGAUCCCAGCUCUUGCUAGAACAGACGGUACAGAGAGUUGCUGGCCAUCAAAAACCCCUUCAUCUUUUGUGUCACCUCUUCUUUUUACCUCUUUAUCCCCCAAGGAACAAAACACUCCCAGAACUGGGAGUCUGCUUUCUGCCCACAAGUAAGGAGCAACUUAGUCUUUCCUUCUCCCUAGAAACAAACGGGGCAUCCAGUGGUAUCCAUUUGUUUCCCAACCUAUAACUCCAAGUUUAAUUAAGUAGCAAUUUUUGGGAAUGCCUAGGCCUGCUAAAGAUAAAUAAAUAAAGUAGCAGUUAGCACAAGUGACCAAAUUGAAAGAUACUAAUUACCAGUCAUGAGGAAAGACACACAUUUUAAUUAGAGUGUAAGGACUAUAAACAGAAACUUCCUAUAACCUAAAAUGAUCUUGCAGCAUUAUUUUUGAGCAGGAGCCGUGUUAAUCACUUCAUAGUUCUAAAUCAGAAACGGGAAGAUUAAAAACAGAACGGUUUGUGACCAUCA
Carlito syrichta (Philippine tarsier) is the source of this 2312-nucleotide messenger RNA. Its product is annotated as transmembrane protein 258. Gene Ontology annotation, molecular function: oxidoreductase activity, acting on paired donors, with oxidation of a pair of donors resulting in the reduction of molecular oxygen to two molecules of water. Bases 51 to 1133 code for a protein of 360 amino acids. NCBI's taxonomy places the organism in Eukaryota, Metazoa, Chordata, Mammalia, Primates, Tarsiidae. Gene Ontology annotation, cellular component: membrane; membrane-bounded organelle. Gene Ontology annotation, biological process: protein N-linked glycosylation; lipid metabolic process. The transcript has 10 exons. The record is from RefSeq and is a predicted model, not a curated record.